Phyllotreta striolata is the source of this 1286-nucleotide messenger RNA. Lineage: Eukaryota; Metazoa; Arthropoda; Insecta; Coleoptera; Chrysomelidae. The record is from the annotation of a GenBank genome assembly.
CAAAGUCAUCUAAAAAUAACAUUCUUCGAUUUUCCAACCAAAAAAAAAAAUAAACAAAUAGAUUUAGUUAUUUUCCACCAAUUCUAAACUAAUUAUGUUAGGCGCCUAUUAACAAUUCAAACUUUCCUCGUGUUAACUCCCUAGUUAACGAUUUGCCUACACCUUGAUAUUAAGUUUGAAAUGGAUAUUGAUUCAGAAAGCACAGGCACUUCUAUAGAGGACAACACAGAAAAUUUUUGCGACAAUCCCACCAGAGACACGCUCGCCGAAGGGUUGAUGGGUCUAAUAAAACCUACGGUAGAUCAAUUGGAUGAAAGAGUUCGCGCUACAAGAAUAUCGCAAUUAGAACUCAAGCAGUGCAUCGAAAGUCUCAGCGAAGAAUUGAAGGCGAUCUCGGAAACUCAACAGAAUUGCGCCGAAUUGGAUAUUUACGUUAAGAAGUUGAUAAACGCUAAACAGAGGGUUACGCUCGUAAGCAACAUAUUGCAGACUACACAGCAAAGGUUGAACAGAAUACACGUGUCGUUGGAGAAAGAAACACAAAAAAGAAGAGUUGUAUUAGAUGAGACCCAGCAAUCUACUUAAAAUGAAUCUUUCGACCCCUCUAUACAACCUCGGGGAAUUCCCUAACGUGUACGAACCCAGGGAAGACACAUUUUUAUUUUUAGAUGCGCUAGAAGCAGAUAUUUCCUAUUUGAAAACCCUAAAGCCCUUAAUUUCAGUCGAAAUAGGAUCUGGUAGUGGUGUUAUCAUUUCCGCAUUGCACCAAAUAUUUGGUACCUCGUGUGUUUAUUUCGCCACAGAUAUUAAUCCACAAUGUUCUUUGGCCACGAAAUUUACCAGCAAUUUGAACAACACUCACGUAGAAUCCAUUACGAUGGAUUUAUUGAGCAGCUUCAAGCAAAACCUCUUCGAUAUCAUUCUGUUUAAUCCUCCCUAUGUUGUGACGGAAGCCAAAGAAACUAAAGGAAUAGGUUUGAAUCGUUCGUGGGCAGGUGGUGAUAAAGGGUCGGAAUUUAUUAUUAAAGUGAUAAAGAACUUACCGAACUUACUGUCUUCGAACGGCGUUUGUUACAUGAUAUUAUUAAAGGAGAAUAACGUUAAGGAUAUUGUUAAAAUAGCAAAAGUGAUUGGACUUGCAAGCGAGUUGGUGAUUGAAAGGAAAAUUCCAGGAGAGCAUUUGUACGUGUAUAAGUUUGUACGAGUGAAGAAAAAUGUGUAGAAAUAAAUAUGUAUGUAUUUACAUGGUAUUGGUAAAGUUGUACAAUAAAAUUAAAUAAGUAGGC